Oncorhynchus tshawytscha (Chinook salmon) is the source of this 3411-nucleotide messenger RNA. It is a transcript of the gene telo2, whose product is annotated as TEL2, telomere maintenance 2, homolog (S. cerevisiae). Lineage: Eukaryota; Metazoa; Chordata; Actinopteri; Salmoniformes; Salmonidae. Gene Ontology annotation, cellular component: cytosol. The transcript is spliced from 20 exons. The coding region runs from base 277 to 2802 and encodes 841 amino acids. The record is from RefSeq and is a predicted model, not a curated record. Gene Ontology annotation, molecular function: telomeric repeat DNA binding; Hsp90 protein binding. Gene Ontology annotation, biological process: telomere maintenance via telomerase; protein stabilization.
CAUUUUUUGUUAGCGCACUCAUUUUGCGCAGCAGGCGUUUUUUUAUUUGGUAUCGUGAAAAAGUAGCUAGAAGAAUAUAGGUUGUUUUUAAAGCAGUUUUAACCUUAGUUUGUUUUGGGCUGCAGUAUUUGUCCAAUUAAUUUAAUUCACAGCGUGAAACCGUUUCAAAUGUGUCGUUUAUCACCCGGUGAGUAGACCAGAGAUGUGGGAAUACAACCUGUUAUUCUGGCUAAUGGUGGCUACUGGCUAGUUAGCUUAACAUUCAGGUGCUGGAGAAUGAUGCAGUCCCUAACCCCAGAUGUUGAAGUUCGACUCUCAGUGGGCCAAUGCGUCCGAACUCUCACUACCUCCAAAGAGAAGGAAGAGGUGACCAAAACUCUACACACACUAACCAGUUACCUGGACGAUGGGCCUCAGAGUACAAUUACAUCAGCUCAGCGAGCAGAGUUCAGUCGAGCCCACUACACCCGGACCCUACAGUUUCUCAUCAGUAACAUCAAUGCUGAUUGGCUCCAGCUUCUUACCGUUGCCCAGUGCACAGAAUUGUGGGAUGGUUUGUUCCUCCGAGGUCCUCCAGACCAGACUCUGUUAGCGCUGAUGGAUGGUAUCAGCUCAAUGAGCAGCCCCAGUGCAGGUCUGGACCGUUUAGUCAGCAUCCUAGAGCGGUUCCUUCAGAGUGGUCGUCUGACAGUCCUACUGUGGACCCGCUGUCAGGGGACGGGUCUCUCCGACUCUCCCCAGCUCAGAGAGACCCUGCUGAGCCGCCUGGUGGCUCUGCCUGACCUGACUGCCAACCAGCUGCACCACCACAACAAGACCCUCUUCCUCCCCCAGCAGUACUACCCCUUAUUGGCCAGAGAUAUGCUCACUGUGCUAGAGAGAACCUGUCAGGCUCUGAGAGAUAGAAAAGACUGCUCUCUGACUUUUGUGGCCCAGGCACUGGGGAAGGCCUGUGUUCAGGGACACAGUGCGUUAGUAUUUGGGGUGCUGGCCCCUCACCUCUCCUCCUGCACGCUUUCAGACAUGGUGUGGCAAAGGGUGUGCUGGAAGCUGCUGGAGAAUGUCCCAGAGCGCUGGCUGGAGAGCGUGCUCACUGGGAUGGUGCAGGCUGUCAACAGACCUGAUGCUCUGUCCAGGAUCAUGGGGAACCUGGUGUUGAAGAACAAAAAGGCCCAGUUUGUCAUCACCCAUAAACUGCUGCUGCUCCAAUACAAAUAUGAGACUCGUGUGUUGAGCAUUCUUCUAGGCUACCUGGCUCAGGACAGGGAGAGAAGGCCACUACUUAUACAGGUGCUGCGGUCGCUGUGCCAGGCCUGGGCUAACCCCAGUGCAGUCAGACACACCCCUCUGGAGCAGCAGCUCUAUGUGAGCCGGGCUCUGCUGCUGUGUGUGGGACUACUGAGUGAUGCAGAGCUACAGGAGCUACGCUCAGAGCUGCUGCAGUGCAUGUUGGGAGGGAUGCAGAGCCACCUGGACAGCAGUGUAGUCCGUGUGAGGCGCAUGGGCAUGGUGGUGGGGGAGUGUCUCAGCUCCCGCAUGGAUGUCAAUGGAGCCAAACUCAAAUUCGAAUAUGAGCAUGAUGAGGAGACCGAGGAGCUGCUCUCACUGAUGACUCCACUGUCUGAGGAAGAAACAGAGCUGCUUGAUGACAGAUUGGAUCUUCCUCAAGACGUCAAAGGGAAGACUGUACCCUCUCAGGCAGUACCAUCCCAGGCUGCUUCCGUGGCUCAGAAAUCAGGAGCUGACCCAGACUCAGAGCUGGAUAGUGAUGAUGAGCUCACCCCCUAUGACAUGUCAGCUGACCAGGAGAUGAGCCAAGCUGCCCCACCUCGCUACCUCCGAGACUGUCUGGAGGCCUUCCUCUCAUCUGAGGACCCAGUGAGGGUGGAUCUCAGUCUGAGAGCCAUUGAGGGCUUGGUGAGGAAGAACACUUCUACAGCUCGAGAGGUCAGUGUUGAACUGAGCAAGGUGCUGCUGCACAUGGAGGACAGGUACAACACUGUGGGUUUCCUGAGUCUCAGGCAGGCUGCUAUGGUGGCCCUCACUGUCACCGACUCUGUCCCAGUGACUGAGUAUCUGACCACAGAGUUCUACUCCAUGAAUUACAGUAUACGACAACGGCUGGAUAUUUUAGAGGUUCUUAUUAUGUCUGCGCAGGAGCUCUCUCAACCAAUCACUGACAAAGAAGGUCCAUCCAAGGCCAUUCAGCGGGUUACCAUGAAUACACCCCUUUACCCCGGCGAUGACCCCAUACACUGGCGACAAGUGGUGGAGAGGCGGAUUCAGAGUAAGACCAAACGGCUCAGUAAGGGCGUCACUCACCCCCCAGCCAAGCCCACCCCAAACCGUUAUGCCCCUGUUGCUGGCCACUUCUUCUUCCCUCUGCUCAGAAACUAUGACAGGCCUCAGGUGACCUUUGACCUGCUGGGCGGUGACCACCUGGUUCUGGGGAGACUGAUCCACACGCUGGGACUCCUCAUGCACCUAGCAGUCAAUGCUCCGGUGGCCACUCAGAUGGGCAGAGCUCUGUUGGAUUUUGUCUGGGCCGUACGCUACCACGUUGACCAGAUGGUGCGGCGAGGAGUCCUAUUUGCUGUCUGUUCCGUCUUUCUGAGCAUGCCCAGUCAGAGUUUGCUGGUGGAGCUCAGUGAUCAGCUGUUUGAGACCAGAGCAUGGCUGGCAGACGUAGCUGAAGGCGACCCUGAUACAGACUGCAGGAACCUGGCCGUGCAGAGCCUGGUGCUGCUGGAGAAGAGUCUGAAGACUGAAAUGAACCCUGCUGCACUGGUCCUGCAGUCAUGAUCACAACAUGAUGAUACACAGUGGACCUUGAAGUUCUAUCCCUCUGGUGUACAAAAGGCAACAAACAGCUAGUGUAUUGGUUGUGACUGCCGGUGUAUUGGUAGUGACUGCUUUAGGACACUGAUUGUGACAUGAGUACAAAUUAUGCUUGCCAACAGGAACUGGCUGGCAGAAAGCCUGAGGAUGUGGCGGAUCCUGGACACUGAAGGAUUUCCUUUAAGCUAGAGCUACAGGCGCUGCAUCCCCACCAUAUCCUGAAAUGAAUAAAUGCAUGCCAAAGGAAAGAAGUAUGUUUAUGUGAAGGAGGAGUGUGGAACAGUGCUACACAUACACUGCAUUGUUUGGGGUUUUAGGCUGUGUUUCUGUGUAGCACUUUGACAUCGGAUGAUGUAAAAGGGGCUUCAUAGAUACUGGAUUUCAAUCAAUCACAUUUAAGGGACCAUAGCUUUCAUCUGGAUUGAGUCUGUCAUGGAUAGAGCAGGUGUUCCUAAUGUUUUGUACACUCAGUGUAUACUUGCAGACACACACACAAAUUCAUUAAGCAGUUGAAACAUACCAAGACUGGAAAGGAGGAUGUCAUUAGACAAAAAUAAAUUACAUGUAUUAAAA